Messenger RNA from Acytostelium subglobosum LB1, 867 nucleotides. RefSeq lists its product as hypothetical. The coding region runs from base 1 to 867 and encodes 288 amino acids. The record is from RefSeq and is a predicted model, not a curated record. Lineage: Eukaryota; Evosea; Eumycetozoa; Acytosteliales; Acytosteliaceae. The transcript has a single exon.
AUGAUAUCGACGGCUCCAAUGGCACUGACACUCCCAAAGAUAAAUCGAACAACUUCCACUUAUGUAGGAGGCACUCAAGGCCCACUGUACAUCAUUGAGCCUUACAACCUUUUGUUUGGACGCGCAAACAUUGGACCGGCGGGGUCGUCCGAACCUCUGGCGCCACCUCCCAUCCACUCAUUGUUUGGAGCCAAGUUGGUCACAGUGGAGAACUACGAACAUUACAUCGAUCACCUUAUAUCAACAUUCUCCAAAGUUGGUAUCUUCACCCAAGAAGAGUACACUCAAUGUCUUGAACGAUCAAUACCCAACGUAGCAUCAUCAAUCAUUCAAUUGAUUAAUACAUCUUCUUUGUCAACUUCAAAUCCAACUCCAACUUCAACUUCAACAUCGUCUUCCUCGACAACAACAUCGACUUCCGCAAUAUCUACACCAUCUUCGACAUCGACAACAUCAUCGACUAAUAAUAAUAACAAUAAUGUCAAUAGUAGUGGAGGUAGUAUUGAGACAAACUCGUCUACUUCAUCGCUGAACACAUCAGGUGGUGGAGGUACAUCAAGCUUCCAGACUCCACAACCAAUAACACAUUCACCUCCUACUCAAUUAGUAGUCAACUAUCAACAACAACAACAACAACAACAACAACAGUCACCUGUAAAUAUCAAUCAAUACACACAACAACAGUAUCAACAACAACAACAACAACAGCAACAACAGUUACAACAACAAUAUCAACAAAGACAACAACAACAACAACAGCAACAACAACAUAAUAACAACAUUAAUAUGCGUCAACCAAUGACAAACAACAACAAUAACAACAUGACAACAAUGAUGCCACCAGUACUCACUUAUGCAAGUACAUGA